CUGUGAGGGACACAUCGUCGACGGUGCAGCGAGCCAUGACCGACGGACCACCGCGAGUCGCCGGCGUCGUCGUCGCUGGCGUUGUGCUUCGCGCGCUCAUCUUCUACUACGAGAUCGACUACGUACUUCAAUACCGCCCGGAACUCACGACGCCAUUGAAUUCGCUGGAGCGGCUUCAAGAAGGCCUCUUCCUCGCUGGCGCCGGCUUGGACCCAUACGCUGGCGACGUGUUCCACCAGCCGCCGCUCGUGUUGCUCGCCGCCAUGGGCGUGCAAUCGAUGCCUCUUCACCUCUCGAGCCGGCUCGUGACGUGCCUCGGCGCGAUUCUUCUCGACGUCCUCAUUGCACUCGGCUUUGCCUCGGUCUGCCGCGCGUUCAUUGCGACGCAGCACGCGCAGCAGUCGGAGAACAGCAAGGUGUGGCUCAACCACCCACCGCUCUCGCCGCUGCUGCAGCCCCGCUACCUCCCGCUGACGGUGGCUGCCGUGUACCUCUUCAACCCGUGGUCGCUCGCCACGUCCCUCGUGCGCUCGACCAGCCUCGUCACGUACGCAGCGAUCGUGUGGAGCGUGGCGUUCGCCAUGCAGCACCGCGUUCCGCUCGCGAUCUGCCUGCUCGCGAUCGCCACGUACAUUGCCGUGUACCCCAUCGUGCUCUUGCCGGCGCUGCUUCUCAUGGCGUAUCCAACCAAGCCCGUAUUGUCGGCGUCGUGGGGUCUUGCCACGAGCUUCUUUCUCCUGUACCUUGGGCUCUUUGUCUACCUCUCCAAGGUCGUCAUGGGCGGCUGGGGUUUCCUCGAUGCGACGUAUCUCUGGGUCGUCCGGUAUCCUGAUUUGACGCCCAACAUUGGCAUCUUUUGGUACUUCUUCAUGGAGCUCUUUGACCGGUUCCGGAACUACUUCCUCUUCCUUCUGCACGUGCACCCGCUGCUGUACGUGCUGCCCGUCUACCUGCGCCUGCAAUGCCGUCCGCUGGCCGCCACGGGCGUGCUGCUCGGGAUCUUCGCCAUCUUCGUAGCCUACCCCGCGCUGGGCGACUUUGGGCUCUUUGGCACGAGCCUGCUCUUACACCCGCGGUCGCUCAUCGGCAUGCGCCACACGUUUGUGCUGGCGACGGGCCUCGCGGUCGCGACCGUGCUCCUCCCCGUGAUGCACUACCUCUGGCUCUUUCCGGGCUCUGGCAACUCGAACUUUUUCUACAACCAGACGCUCGUGUUCCAGCUCUUUGGCGUCAAGGUCGUUGCCGAGUUCCUCACGGCGACGCUGCGCCGCGACAAGCAGCUCGACGAGUUUUGGAAGACGGCCAAGACCAUGGGCUAGUGAGGUUUGCAUACAAAACAUACACGGCGCGACGCGCCACUAAGAACCUACUCGUCUUGCUUUUGCUUCUUCU
Molecule: messenger RNA, 1392 nt
Organism: Saprolegnia diclina VS20
Lineage: Eukaryota; Oomycota; Saprolegniomycetes; Saprolegniales; Saprolegniaceae
Exons: 6
Coding region: 36-1319 (427 amino acids)
Biological process (GO): protein localization to cell surface; attachment of GPI anchor to protein
Cellular component (GO): GPI-anchor transamidase complex; membrane
Source: RefSeq, a predicted model, not a curated record